Echinostoma caproni is the source of this 1137-nucleotide messenger RNA. Lineage: Eukaryota; Metazoa; Platyhelminthes; Trematoda; Plagiorchiida; Echinostomatidae. The record is from the annotation of a GenBank genome assembly.
AUGGAGAACGAUGUCCGCCCGGGUGCAUCCGAAGAUGUCCCGGCUUGUGCAGAUCACGUCGCUCAACUGCAAGAACAUCAGCGCAUUCAGAAUCAACCAGGCAGAGUUGCUACUCCUCCGCGAGUUCCUCCCAAUGCACCGGUGGAGUCGGACGGACACAAAGAGUCCGCACCGGGCACCGGUCGAACCCGUGCGGAUAUGUUCCCCGGAUCUACAAACGCGUUAUUUUUAGACGUGGGUGCUUUGGCUCCACGCAACGCCUAUUGUGCGUUGUGUGACACGCACGAAUAUUUGCACCGUGUUGACCUACCAGCUUACCUGAUCUCACCGUGCUAUCACUGCCGGGAGUGGCUCGCACGGGAAGCAAAGAUCUCGCCUGAAAUACUGCUGGAUUUGCAUUUACGGCAUAGCAUCCCGUGGCCGGCGUUCCUUCAGGCCAGAUUCAACCUUCCUCCGGACGGUCGUUCCAUCGAGGAGCUCAUAUCCUACGAUUGUCGUUGGCGCAGUCGACAACCUUGCCGAUGCCUCGUGUCAUCUGGAGGCCCCCUUCUACCUCCUUGUGUUGAAUUUCCUUGGUUGUGUCCACCGGCUUCUACAGCUGCAUGGGACCUCGGAACUGGUGCACCGGGGACACAAUCCUCACAACCGCCGACAAGCGCCACGCUUGCACCUACUGAAUCUAAUACAACUGACCCGGUGUCCCCUACAACCCAGCCAGAAACUCCGGCUGCACCGUCUAACGAGGCCACGUCUCAUGCGCCCCCUGGAGAAAUCAAAUUGUCCAGUAAUCACGAGAAUAAGCCUAUACUAGGACCUGUAGGCUGUCAAACAUCGGAGACCACUAUUGCAGCUUCGGCAGCAGGUUCUGGGUCCAGUUCCUCGCGUCACACAUUGCCAUGUGCCCAUCGUCAUCCGCGUGGUGCGCCCACAACUUGUUGUCACGGUAUUCAGUUCCCAUUGAUCGGUGUGGCGGGCGGUAGCCAUUGCCACCAAAAUCAACCUGCACAUCAUUCCCCACCAGCCUCUCAGCCAGAGAUGUGUCCGGCGACGGCCGCAACCACGGGGCACGGAGCGCCCGUUACUGGUUCCGUCAGUGGAUCACAGACCGGCCCGUUGGUAACGAACGGUAUUGCCUAG